Messenger RNA from Paramormyrops kingsleyae, 12444 nucleotides. RefSeq names its product extracellular matrix organizing protein FRAS1-like. Lineage: Eukaryota; Metazoa; Chordata; Actinopteri; Osteoglossiformes; Mormyridae. Gene Ontology annotation, molecular function: protein binding. Gene Ontology annotation, cellular component: membrane. The record is from RefSeq and is a predicted model, not a curated record. Gene Ontology annotation, biological process: cell communication; anatomical structure morphogenesis.
GAGUUGUUUCAUAGUCUCCGGUAUUUUGUACUUAAAACAAACUGGCAUGAUGAAAACUUAAAACUGCGAUCUCCCUAAGUGCAAUGGGCAGUGCGUCUCAUCAAUCGCUUCUGUUUGUUAUAGAAGAACAAGCCGACUGACCACGACGCCAGCAGUGAAAUGAACUGUAUUCCUUGAAAAUAUUUCAGCUGCAAUAUAUUUAGGACUAAUAUAACAAAUUUAAAAAUUGGCGUUGUCUUUGACUUGAAAAAACGCAUUUUUUUCCAGCAUGGAAGUUGCGCUGUAGAUCACAAGUGACUUGAUUCGCGACAGCAACGUUAUUGCUCGUAGUCUAAUUCCAACACAAUAGUUCUGAAGUUUACAAUAUUUAUAAAUAUCCUAAAACGAACGGCAUGUUAAUUCUUUGGGCAAUGGUGCUGAAUAUGCCUGAGAUUAAUUUCAAUUUAGCUUUGCUCUAGAAAUAUAUAUUUUCCUCCUCAGUCGGUUUUUUAUCCCCCGUGGAAAGCAUGGACUUUGGAAAUCUACGGAUUAUUUUUAUUGCUGCGGUUGGGAUUUUCAUCUAUCUCCGAGAUACUGCUGGAAAAUGCUAUUAUCAUGGGUCCAUGUUGGAGAACAAUACAUCCUGGAGGCCGGAUCCCUGCCAAGAAUGCAGCUGCAUCGGUGACGUUGUGAUCUGUGAGACGCGACGGUGCCAGAGUCCCCAGCGUGACUUUCUGAAGGAAGAGAGGCGAAGAAUAUCACCCGACAAAUGUUGUCCAGAGUGUGUGUGUUCUCGUGGUUCUUGUCGACAUGAAGGAUCCAUUUAUGAGCACGGAAACCGAUGGACUGACUCUGGAUACAAUGUCUGCAUGUGCUCUCAUGGGAAUGUUUCUUGUACGAAACGUCGCUGCCCAUGUGGCAGCGGCGAGAUGCAAGGAAGCACCAGUACCGAGGACCGCUGCCCCGGAUGCAUUCGUAGUGGAGCCUCCUGCUUUGUCGGAAAUCAAGAAUAUUGGGAUGGGGGGGAGUGGCGGCCAGCGCGCUGCGUCAGGUGCGUCUGCAACGCUGGAGAGGCCCAGUGCUUCAUCGCAGAGUGUCCCCCUGUCUCAUGCAAGCGGAGUGAGCGCCUAGUGAUGCGUGCCGGAGAAUGCUGCCCCCAGUGUUUGCCAAGCACCUGUCAGGUGGAUGGGAGAGAACACAAGAACGGGGAGCGCUGGCAGCUAAAUGCCAAUAUCUCCUGCAUCUGUGACUGGGGUCAGGCAUACUGUCACAAGCAGACCUGUCUCCACCAUUCCUACAAAAAGGGGCAAGUAGACCACUCACCCAGAAGGUGCUACCCAGAAUGCAGGUCUGCAGGAAUGGUCUGCAUGUACAAAGAUGAAAUAAAGAAGAACCUGGAUGUGUGGCAGGAAGGGCCCUGCCGAGUGUGCGAAUGCCUGCACUCCAGGGUGACCUGUUACCGUCUCGCGUGUCCCCCGCACCCUUCGGGGACUCUCGCCCUGCCCGUGGAGGGGAGCUGCUGCCCAGAGUGCCAAAGCAUUCCGUGUCACUUGGACUGCCUGAGCCGCUCCCAGAAUCCAAGUCUCUGCAACAGAUGCAAGGAUCCCAUCUCUGUACUUCAUAAUGGACACCAUUUCGAAUGUCCCCCUGGCUUCUAUCAGAAUGGCAACACCUGUGCGGAGUGUCACAGCUCGUGUAGGACUUGCUGGGGACCUUCUGUGUCACACUGCUCCCUCUGUCCUGGGACUAUGGUUCUGUACUAUGGGCAGUGCCUGCAGACCUGUGGGAAGGGCAUGUUCGCUCAUGGCAGCAUUUGUGAAAGCUGCCACAUGUCCUGCCUCUCCUGCAUUGGACCCGAGUCCUCAGAUUGCCUGAGCUGCCUGUUCCUGGGGGAGGUGCUACAGCUUUCAUAUGCUGGGGAAACACGUGGAACGUGCGUGUCAAGUUGCAAGGACCAUUUCUACUCUGACCCAGACUGUGUCUGCAGACGUUGCCAUGACUCCUGUUUGCAGUGUGCAGGGAAUAGCACACUCAAUUGCACUGCUUGCGCUUCUCCAAGUGUCCUACACCAGGGACAGUGCCUGUGCAGGUGUCCCCAAGGGUACCACCGUCAUGGAGAUGCCUGCAGGGCCUGCCAUCCAACCUGUAAGGAAUGUUCCGGCUCAUCAGAGACACACUGCACAGACUGCUCCCCAGACACCGUCCUGGAAAAUGGCUCCUGCAAGACCAGGUGCCCAGAGGAACAAUACCACAGUCACACAGGACACUGUGUCGACUGCAAAAUGGACUGCCUGAGGUGUGUCUUGGACCUUCAGAACGAAGGAAGUGUAUGUCUGCUGUGCAGAGACCCUAAGAGUUUGACACUCGGGGACCACUGUGUGACCCACUGCCCCCAUGGACACUACAUCCAACUGGGAGCCUGCAAGAGCUGUGAUGACCACUGUGAGGCAUGUCGGGGCCCAGGCCAGUGCAGCAGGUGCAGGAAGCCCCGCGUCCUCAAGCACAGCGUCUGUGUGGAGGAGUGUGGGACUCACCACCUAAUGGACGCAUCUGCUCAGCGAUGCAGGGCUUGUCCUACUGGCUGCACUAAGUGCGAGGGGGCUGGACAGUGCACUGCCUGCCAUAGGAACACCUCCCUAAAAGAUCACCUCUGUGUGGCGGACUGUGGCCCUGGCUUCUAUGCCAACCCCAGGACCCAGAAAUGCGAAGUGAAUACCCAAGCUCCAGUGCUGCGUGUACAUGGAGACCUCAUAGUGCCGAUUGGAGGAACCAGGGCCCUGGACCUGUCACUCAUUACCGCUGAGGAUCUGGAGAAUAGGAGGGAGGACUUGGUCUUUCAGCUCCUCAGGCUCCCCAGCAAUGGCCAGCUGGCGCGUCUCACCAAUGGGAAGGCUGUUCCUUUGAACCAGGGAUCAGUCUUUAGCUUCUCAGAUCUCAGGAACAGAGCCAUCGCUUUCAGCCAUGACAGAGGCAACUCAAGGAGUGGCACGCUAAUGCUGCAAGUCGCCGAUCCUCAGCUGUUCUCUCAGCCAAAUUCUGUGCACAUCCAGGUUGUGUCCCUGCAGCCUCCAUGUGUGUUUGUCAACAAGCCAUUAAUGGUCAAGCAAGGGGAGGCGGCAGUGAUUACCAGGUCAGUGCUGUGGGUUGCGGAUGAUGAUGAUGACCCAGAAGAUGUGCUGCUGCUGGUGCUGGACCCGGCCCAGCAUGGCCACCUGACACGUGUCUAUGACGAGAAGCCGGUGCGGCAUUUUACACUGGGGGAGCUGGGACGAGAGCAGCUGCGGUACAUCCAUGGUGGCUCCAGUCAGCUGCAGGACAGGGUGCUGCUGCAGAUCAGCGACGGACACAGCUAUCAGAACCUGCUCUUCACAAUUGACGUGGAAAACCAGGGCCUUGUUACUUCUCAUGUUGUGUCCUUCCUCACUGCCUGGGUGAAUGAAGGGGGGGCGGUCAGGAUCACCAAAAGGCAUCUGAGAGCAGAGUGUCACGGCUCCAGGGACUCUCAAAUUCACUACACCAUUUCCCCCUCCAAAGAAAAUCCCAAGUAUGGUGAAAUUGUCCUCUGGUCAUCCAUGUCAACCAGCAUCCAUGAUGAGGAGCUUCUCCUUAGCAAUAAUCCGGCUGCUAUAGGAGUCCUGUCGUUCGCUCAGGCAGAUAUCAACAGGGGCAGAGUAUGGUAUCGACACUUGGGCUCCAGGGUGGAUUGGGAUGCAGUUAAGUUCCAGGUAUCAUGUGAGGGGUCCUUGAAGAGCAUCAUUCUGGGCCAUACCCUCAGGGUUGGAGUUCUUCCACAUUCUCCUGGAUUUCCCAUACUCUCCUUGGGCUGCACUUUACAGAUCACAGUUCCUGAGGAUUGUGCUACAAAGAUCCUACCUUCUGGGCUUUCAUUUGUUGUGACAGAAAUGCCCAGUGAAAAUUGUAUCUACAAUAUCACCAUCCCGCUAGCUCAGGAGCAAGGUACUAUAGAACACAAAGACAAAGCUUAUACCCCUGUGUACUCUUUCACACAACGAGAUAUUGAUAACGGAAAGAUCCUAUACCGACCUCCAGUGUUGCUGCCCUUCAUGAAAAGGCUGUACAAAUGUUUCUUCACAGUAUCUAUUGGGAACCACAGCACACCUGAGAUGGAUUUUGCUAUUGACUUACUACCCAGUGAUCAGCAGCCUCCUGAAAUCCUCGACCCAGUCCUAGAGGUUCUCUUGGGUGGGAGAGUUGCUUUAGGUGUGCAGCACUGGACUGGGACAGAUUUGGAAGCAGAUGCCGCUAAUUCUCAGCUUGACCUGGUGGAACCUCCCUGUCACGGCAGUCUUCUGAGAGCCAGCUGUGGUGGCCAGGCAGAAAUACCUGCCAGCAACACCUUAAGUGUGGGUGACAUCAAACAGCAUCUUAUUCAGUAUGAGCACGCGGGAAAGAGCACUGAAGACGAUGCAAUGACGUUUAUUGUGACCCAUGGCUCCUCUCUCAUGAUAACAAUGGUGAAAGUGAAAGUUCUGGUGCCAGGUGAAAGAGGCAACAGGCCCAGUCUGAAGUGCGACACGGUUCUAUCCAUGGAAGUGUCAGAGAAGAGUAGCACCCCAAUUAGGCACACACAUCUGGCCUGCACAGAUUGCAGUUCUUCAAAUAAGAAGAUUAAGAUUCUUAUGGUGUCAUUGCCUAAGCAUGGUGUCCUUACCUGGAAGAGUUCAGCAUCAGAUCAUAAAGAACUGAAAGAAAAUUCAUCCUUUACAACAGAGGACAUCAACCAUCAGAGGAUAUGGUAUAUUGCAUCUGAAUGUGGAAAUCCUCCUUUUACUGACACAUUCCUCUUCAUUUUCUGCGACGAGAAUGACAAUUGCCAUGACAACCAGACCUGGUCUUUAACAAUCACGACUUUGCCGAAGCACCCAGGAAUCAAAAUGGGGGAAAACAACGACCCAGUUAAGUCAGUCGACAUUAUCUCGGAUGGAAGCCAUGUGGUCAUCACCAGCUCCUCUCUUACCCUGCCGGACCUCGGAGCGCAGACGGACAAGCUCGUCUUCACCGUCGUGAAGCAGCCGUCCUUCGGCAAACUGUGCAGGCUGAAGUUCUACUCGCAGCCGUUGGAGAAUGGCAGUGUUCUUCUCCAGAGAUCUAGCUUCAGCUAUCAGGAUGUUUUGGACAAGCUGCUGGUAUAUGUCCCAAAUAACCUUACUGUCGGGACAGACAUGGUGCUCCUCUCUGUGAGUGAUGGACAGCACAUCAAGACUGCAAGGCUGGAAUUCAGCAUACGUGCAACCAAGAACAAUGAUCGAACAAUGAUUGUCAACCGGGGCCUCCAGCUUACCACAGGAUCUAAAGCUAAGAUCACAGAUCAACAUCUGAGAGGCAGUGGUUCAAACCUAACUUACAUUAUGACUAAGGAUCCCAGCUUUGGGAUGCUGCAUCUUUCAAAAAAUGGAAACCUUACAGAGAUAUCAUCAAAGGGUCCAGUUAAAAGCUUCACGCAGGAAGAUAUCAACAAAGGAUCUGUAGAAUAUGUACAUGGAAAGGAGGAGGAAGGAGGAAACUUCACUUUCAAGUUUAACCUCAGGGAUUCUGAAGGCAAGAAACUGACUGAGCAGUCCUUCCUCAUCAGUGUACUUGGGACACAAAUUAAUACCUUUGCUCCAGGCAGUCUGACACAGUAUACACACAACAGCGAAGAGAAAGAGCACGCGGAUGAUUCCACUUUCACCUUGUCAGACAGCUUUAAUGAGAUCACUGAGACAUUGCCUGUUACCCCUUCGCCUUUAGACAAAGGGAGGGAGGCUCUUACAAAAAGAAAAAGAGAGGAGAAACAUUUACACAUGAAGGACACCAUCCUGCCGGAGUUCAUUAAUGCCUCGAAGAGAACGCAAGUGGAUUCUGUUGCCUUGAAGCUUGCAUUGGUCCCUCGCCGUCACCAGCGGGUCGGCACGGUCACCAGGCGCAACCGUGGCAACGUCGAUGGUGGUGAUGACGUCCACCGAGUGGCAGAUCAAGGGAAUGAAAUUGUUGCUGCAGUUUCCAAGAGGAGCGCUGUUAUUGCUCUGGUGAAGGAUGGUGCGCUGAGGCUUGUCACUAACCUGGGUUUGCAGUGGCUAGAUUACAUGGACAAUAAGGUGGCCAGUAUUAUCUCCAAGGAGGAGCUCCUCUCAGUAAACCCAGAGGUGGAUGAGAGACAGGUGACAUACAAUGUCCUGAUCGAACCUAAACAUGGAGUUUUGACAAAAUAUGACAAUGGAAUGGCUAUUAACACUUUCACACAAGCUGACAUUAACCUGGGGCUGAUUUAUUAUGUCCUCAAUGUGGAAAGUGUCCACAAAACCUUGGAUAGCUUCAGUUUCUCAGUGAAUGACAACAAAGGGAAUGUGAUUAAUGGUAGUGAGUUCCGUAUUGAGUGGUCCGUCGUCGCCUUUGAACGUGCAAGCUACAGUGUGAGCGAGGAUGCUGGCUCCGUGGCAGUGAAAGUGAGCAGGAGAGGGAACCUUAAGCAGCGAGCAUCUGUGACGUGCCAGACCGGACAGGGCACAGCUACCGUUGGUGUGACCUCCAGCCCAGGGCAGCAGGAUUAUGUGGAGUUUGCUGAGCAGAUUACCUUUAAUCAUGGAGAAGACAGCGCAGUAUGCACCAUUGUUAUCAAGGACGACCAGGUGUUUGAGAAUAUUGAGAGCUUCUACGUGGAGCUGAGCAGGCCAGUCUGUGUCCUGCUGGGUGAGACAUUUCAAGCUGUGGUCCACAUUGUUGACAUGGAGGACAAGCCCGUGGUGCAAUUCCAAAAGUCUGUUUACCACAUCAGUGAGGGCGCUGGUUUUCUUUCUGCUCCUGUCGAGAGAAAGGGUGACACGGGCAUCAUUGUGUCCGCACUCUGCCACACUAUGUCAGGGUCCUCCCAGGAAAGCUGGACACAUGCUAUGGAGCCUGGUGCUGAUUUCAGCAGCAGUGGGAUGCCAAUUACAAAUAGGAUCAUUUUUGCGGUUGGUGUGAGUGAGUCCACCUGUGAUGUGAAGCUCGAUGCAGAGUAUGAAACAUUCAAGGAGUUUGAGCUGGUUCUGUCCGAGGCCUCAGACAAUGCCCAUCUGGGCCAGAUAACCACUGCCAAAGUGGUAAUCGAUGGACGUAAUGAGGUCCCUACUGUAUUUUUGGGAAACGAGUCUUUUACGUACACAGAGGAUGCAGGCACCAUAGAGAUUCCAGUCUUGAGGCGUGGCAGCAAACUCUCUUCGAUGGCAUCUGUGUGGUGUGUCACAAGGCCCUCAGAUCCCAUGUCUGCCACACCUGGUGUAGACUACAUCUCCAGCUCCAAGAAGGUGGAGUUCAAGCCUGGGGAGAAAGAGCAGACCUGUAGUUUGGCAAUAAAGGAUGAUGCGCACCGGCCAAUCAUUGAGGGGAUGGAAUCCUUUGUGGUAUUCCUCAGCUCACCAGAGGGUGCAAUGCUCACUGAACCAUUUGAGGCAGCAGUAAUCAUCGUAGACACCUUUCAGGACAUUCCCAGUAUGCAGUUUGAGGAGGCCGUCUAUUCUGUGAAGGAGACAGCCCACCUCCUGCACCUCCCCGUAGUCCGCUCUGGAGACUUGACUUUCACCUCCUCCGUCAGAUGUUACACCGAGAACCUGUCAGCCUCAGCAGCGGAAGACUUUGGGGAAAGAAGAAACGGUGAUGAGUCACGCAUUACCUUCCUGGUGGGAGAGAAGGUGAAAAACUGCACCAUCUGGAUCCACGAUGACUCAGUAUUUGAACCCCAGGAGAUGUUUCGGGUACACUUGGGGGGUCCAGAGGGCGGCAGAUCCACUGGGGCACUGGUGGGCAUGAAUCGUGUUGUUACUGUUACCAUCACCAAUGAUGAGGACGUUCCCUCAAUUGAAUUUGAAGAUGCAAAGUAUGAGUAUCAAGUACAAGACCCUGAAGGUUCUGAGGACACACGUGUUCUGGGCAUAAAAGUGAUCCGAAGAGGCGAUCAGAAUCAGACUUCUGCGGUGCGUUGCAGCACCAGGGACGGCUCAGCCCAGUCUGGUGUGGACUACAGUCCCAAAAGCAUGGUUCUCCAGUUCAAUCCUGGAAUGGACCAUAUUGUCUUCAACAUUGAGAUUUUGUCCAGUGAGGACCGAGAGUGGCACAAGUUAUUUUCAGUUAUCUUAGGUCCUGAUGAACCUCUAAAGGCGGUACUUGGAGAGAUCACCAUGGCAACAGUGACCAUACUUCAUCAGCAGUCUUCAGGAAAUCUCAUUCUUUCUGCCCCUCCCAUUGUUGUCUCCCUGUCUGAUUACGACCAUAUCCAAGAGGUGCCAAGGGAAGGCCCUUCAAAAUCUCCCUCAUCAGGAUACCCCCUAGUAUGUGUGAUCCCAUGUGAUCCCCACCAUCCCAACUACUCUGCGAUGAAGGAAAGCUGCAGGGAGGAAGGGAUCAACCACAACUCCAUCCACUUUGGCUGGGAGGUGGCAGCCCCUACAGAUACAAGUGGAACCAGGUCCCCAUUUGAGACAGUAACAGACAGCACUCCCUACACUAGUGUCAAUCACAUGCUGCUGGACAGUAUUUACUUCAGUCGGCGCUUCCGUGUGCGCUGUGUGGCCCAAGCUUUGGAUGGGGCCAGCCUGCUGGGCCCCCCGCGGAGGAGCAACACUGUCACCAUCAGCAGCGAGGGCCCCAUCUGCCCAACCCCAGGGCCUGCGGGAGGUGCCAGGGGCUUCCAGGCCCAGUCCUUCAUCGCCACACUCAAGUACCUGGACGUCAAGCACAAAGAACAUCCCAACAGGAUCCAUAUCUCAGUGCAAAUCCCACACCAGGAUGGCAUGUUCCCCUUAGUGUCUACGAUGCCCCUCAACAACCUACACUUGCUGCUGUCUGAGUCCACGUAUCGCCAGCAUCAUAUCUGUUCCAAUCUUGUUACCAUCAAAGAUCUGCAUGGCAUUACAGAGUCGGGUUUCUUGGACAAUGUGGCCUUCGACACUCUGUCCCUGAGUGCUGGCUAUGACCGGCCUUAUCAGUUCAAUUCCAGCGUGAGGGAGGCAAGAACAAUCCAGCUUUACAAGCACCUCAACCUGAAGACCUGCAUUUGGGCCUUUGAAGCCUAUUAUGACAUGACAGAGCUCAUCGACGUGUGUGGGGGCUCUGUCACGGCUGACUUCCAGGUGAGGGAUUCAACGCAGUCAUUCCUCACUGUUCGAUUGCCACUCUAUGUGUCCUAUAUCUAUGUGAUGACACCUCGUGGCUGGGCGUCUCUGGAGCACCAGAAAGAGAUGCAGUCUUCCUUCUUUUAUGACACCAUGCUCUGGAGAACAGGUAUACAGACUGACAGCGUACUCUCAGCUAAACUGCAUAUCAGCAAAAUAUAUAUUAUAGACGUCGGACGGCUUGUGAUUGAAUUUAAAACACAAACAAAAUUCAGAGGUCAGUUUGUCCUAGAGCACCACACACUCAAAGGUCAAAGAUCACAUGUGAUGGCUCCAGACCACCUGGGAGGAGUUGACUUUGACUUGCAGCUCCUGUGGAGUUCCCAGUCCUUUGACUCUGCACACCAGCUCUGGAGGGCUACCAGCUCCUAUAGCAGGAAGGAUUACUCUGGGGAAUAUACCAUAUUUCUAAUACCAUGCACCGUGAAGCUUACCCAGUCCUGGACUGACCCUGGAGACAAACCCCUAUCCUGCACUGCACAAGCCCCUGAGAAGUUCCUGGUUCCCAUUGCGUUCCAGCAAACAAAUCGUCCAGUUCCCAUCGCCUACUCCUUAAACACAGAAUUCCAUCUCUGCAACACUGAGAAGGUGUUCAUGAUGGACCCUGCUGCUGCAGACCUGUCCGUGGCUGAGAUGGAUUACAAAGGAACCUUCUCCAUGGGCCAGACGCUAUACGGCCGUGUGCUGUGGAAGCCGGAGCAGAGCUUAAACACGGCCUACAAACUGCAGCUGGAGAAGGUGUACCUCUGUACUGGGAGGAAUGGCUAUGUGCCCUUCUUCGACCCCACAGGAACUCUGUACAAUGAAGGUCCCCAGUAUGGCUGCAUCCAGCCCAACAAGCACCUCAAGCAUAGGUUCUUGCUCUUGGACCGAAAACAGCCAGAAGUGUGUGACAGGUACUUUCAUGAUGUGCCCUUCAAUGCCAAGUUUGCAUCUGAAUCGGCUGAUUUGCAGCCCAUGACAAUGAUGUCUGGAGUGGAUGGAUUCACAAUGAAGGUCGAUGCCCUUUACAAGGUGGAGACAGGGCACCAGUGGUACCUGCAAGUGAUUUAUGUAAUCAGGCCGCAGGCUGCUUCUGGUCCAAGGAUCCAGCGUUCUCUGACGAAACACCUGAAGCAGCUCCCUAGUGACCUGGUGGAUGAGACAAUCCAUCGUUUCACCAUGGAUGAAUCCCUCGUCUACGACAAUGUAGGCGACCACAUCAAGAACGGGACAAACAUGAAAGCAUUGAGACUGGACCGAGAAGUACCCACUUUCUAUCCACAAACUGGGGCCUCGAUCGGUGGUGGGGUCGUGGCCAUAAUACUGGUAGCCCUGGUCCUGCUAACGGUUUGCAUAUUAUUCAAGAAGCACCGGUGGAGCAGUGAGAAGUCAACUAGAUAUGUAUCAGAGGAGUAUCCUCUCAAUACCAAGGUAGAGGUGUGCCUAGAAAAGACUUUCCACAGCAUGCAUUGCACUGUCAGAAAGGUCAAUGUAGUCAAUGUGACACAGGAAGCUUCUAACCUCAAAGUCAAACAGGUCAACCUGGAGGUCAAGCUUCAUGGCAACCUGGAUGAUGGAACUGAAGUUUGACUACAGAUGGGGGAAUUUUUCUAUUAUUUUUAAAUAACAAGAUGUUUGGGUAUUUUUAUAUGAUUUAAAAAAUGGAAAGGAAAGAUGGAGACUCUGAGGCACAUUCCUACUCUGUCAGAAUCCAAGGUAGCUUAUACACAAGGCUGCAGACUUUAUUUGAAUAUGAAAUAAUAUUAUUUUAAGUGAUAAAACUAACAGGCUUUUUUUUUGCAGAAUCAAAGUGCUGAGUGACUCUAAUGAAUAAAUUGGUGAAAUUCGCAGACAUGAAGCCAGGCCGUCUAGCCAACGUUCAAUUUACAGCUGAAAUAAAAACGACUGAACAAAUAACAUGCAAGUAUAAAUGCAAAAUAACUAAAAAGGAAUCCAUACUUCAGGUACUUUGAAUAAAACUCCAACUUUGUUCAGCAGGAUUUGAUAAUUUACGUUGAGAUAAUGAAGUAAAAAAUCAAAUAAAAUUCCAAUUAUAUCGUGCAUAUAAAAUACUGUCAAGGGAGCUCAUGUUCAGCUAGAAGAAUGGAUUAUUCAUACCGUUAUGCAUAAUGUUAUCCACUCUUCUAAAAGGAUAUUUCUGCAUUUAAAUCACAUUGUAAAAGCCACAGUCCUGCUCUCCAACAGUUGUUAUACCUAGGACAGCUACAUUUUUAAUUCUUGAGAAAUGGAGGAUGAAAAUGAACCCAAUCAUACAAAACCCUUAGAGACAGAGAUAAACUCAACCCAGAGGACUAAUUUUAAUUGUAUUUCAAGAGAGCAAGGUCACUGAUGGAACCUAGCUGUUUGGAUUGGAAUAUGUUUGGAAGAUGAGAAAACAAGCGUGGGUUUUUUUUUAUUAUUAUAUAUUUUUUUUUUAUGAAUUUAGAAGACGCAGUUUCUCUAUUCAAGACAGCAUUUAGAGAAAUGUUGCCAACACAUUGCUCACUAGAUAAUCAAGCAAACCAAAUAGGAUAUAAGUGGCCUCUGCUCUUUGUAAACAUGUCGUGUUCUUGUUAUCUUAAAAGGUGCUCGAGCUUCCAUGCUGUUCUGGUCAUUUGAGCAAAUGAACUACCUCAUACCUACCACCGAUGUUCCCUAGCAAAGCUCUGUCCUUAGUGGUAUUUUGCAUUCAUGGCUGCGUAUUACUGUAUAAUUUAUAUUGAACAUUCACGAUUCGUAUUUUUUUUUUUAUAAUUCUGUGAUCAGACAGUACACGGACAAUCUGUGGACACUUUUCCACUAUAGCUGUCUUAUUUCACUUUGCACACAUUAAUGUAACUUUUAGACAGUGCAUAAAACUGUGUCCAAGUAAAAGCUGAAAGUCUGUGUUCUGCACUGUGUAAUAAAGUUCUGUGUUGACUGUGAGAAUUGCAUUUAUUACAUGCAAAAUAAUGCAAUGGACUGUAACUUAAGUAACAUUUUGCUGUUUUACUCUACAUAUUGUCUCUGCAAAUAUACCGUCUCCACUAAUAGAAAUAUAUCAGCUAAAUCUAUAUCUGAUUGCAAAAGCCACAGCCUCCUAUACUUCUCCCCCUUUCUUGUUUUCUUGCCUUAUGUAUGUAUUAUAUUUUCACUGUGUACUGUAUUGUGUCGUGUACUGGUGUAUCAGCAACAACAAUAUCAUUUGUGGUAGCAGUAUUGUGGUAAUGGAACUGAAACUACAUCAUCUCAGUCUUCAGAAUGUAAUGUCAGAGAAUUAAGUAAAGUUUCCUUCUACAACCAGCACUUUAUUUUUCUUUUUCUCAGCAAUUCAUCUCUGACUAAAGCAGUGAUU